This is a messenger RNA of Corylus avellana, 873 nucleotides long. Its product is annotated as RING/U-box superfamily protein. Gene Ontology annotation, biological process: protein ubiquitination. The record is from RefSeq and is a predicted model, not a curated record. Lineage: Eukaryota; Viridiplantae; Streptophyta; Magnoliopsida; Fagales; Betulaceae. Gene Ontology annotation, molecular function: transferase activity.
UUUGCAUCUUGGCCUCUAUUUUUCUUCUCUUUCAUUUUCUUCCUCUCUAAUGUCUACUGCCAAUCCACCGGUGUCGACCACCGGUGUCGGCCUCGGUUACGGCAUCGCGAUUGCCGUUAGCAUCCUCGUACUCAUCUCCACUAUCAUGUUUGCGUCUUAUGCUUGCGUUAGAGUUAAAGCUAACAGUCGUAGCGAUAGGGGUAGUAGUGAUGGUGGUAACAAUGAUAACGGGGUUGAGAUGUCAAAUCGAGGGUCUACCUUAGGGAUGUCGGUAGAGGCCGUGGUGGUGGUGAUGGGCCUUGAUGGGCCCAUUAUAGAAUCUUACCCGAAGAUGGUGCUCGGUGAGAGUCGAAGACUACCAAAGCCUAACAACGGCCCAUGCUCCAUUUGCUUGUCCGACUAUCGGCCCAAGGAUAGCAUACGGUGCAUUCCAGAUUGCCAUCACUGCUUCCAUGCAGAUUGCAUUGAUGAAUGGCUUCGGAUGAGCGCCACGUGUCCUUUGUGUAGGAAUUCUCCUGCUCCCUCGACGAAUCCUACGCCUAUUGCAACUCCCUUGUCAGAGUUGGUCCCGUUGGCCUUUCACGCCAGGAAACCUACUGGUAGUGGCAUUCAAAUAGAAAAGAAAAAUAUUUGUGGGGUGGCCGUAGAUUGCGGUUGAUGGAGUAAAUGGGGGCACAGAUUUGCCGAUCUGCCAUUCAUUUCUUCUGUCUAGUGGUAGAGAUGGUAGGUGGCCUCUUUUCAAUAGUCAUUAACCAGUCUUUGAUAUAUGCAGAUAUAUUAUAUAUUAAAUUCAUGUUUAACUUCGUUGAAAUUUUUUAGGGCAAAGUAGUUUUGUUUCAAACUAGAUAGGAAUGCAUGUGAUGUUUUAAUUUU